CCAACUCUAUUAAGUUUUCAAAGGCAGCAAAAGAAAAAUUUAAUUUACAAAGCUUUACAAAUAUUCUACGAUCACUAAGAACUACAGCUUUAAGUCCUUAGUUUAGAUUUAAAUCCCCAUGGUAACUGAUAAUACUGCAAAUAUUAAAAACAGAUAGUGGAAAUUUGAAAAGUCAGCGUGAAAUUCUGAGUUCAUUAAGACAUGUCCGUCCCUAUGUGUAGGGCAUGUUGUUGGCACUCUUCUGGUCGCAAAAGUGAAAAUAUCGACUUUAAGUUUAGUAGAAACAUUGGAAGUUUUUGCGCGCAGGUUGGUAUUGAAAAUGGACCAAAUUGGUCAGAGCAGAAGCCUGCAGUGAACCGUAAACUGCAAGCAACAUAAUUUAUUUUAACAAGCUACUCGGAAAUUAUAAAAGUUAGAAGAUUGAAAUUUUCGACAUUUAGUUUACAAAACACCCUACUCUUUACGUCCACAAAUGGAAACAGUCGACCAUGUCCACACAAAGUUACAAAUGUAUUUUUAGUAUACGGAGAAAGAUUACGGGACAAAAUUUACGUGCCUAUUAACGGAGCAAGUUGUUUUCGCCGUUUGAAUGGCACACAUCAAGUAGGAUGCACACCCAUUCAAUCUGGCAGCUAUGUGUUCGACUCUUCAAUCAUUGUCGCGAAAGCUUUUUGUUGGUACACAUCUCUUGCUUAUGAGGUGCAUGUGAGAAAAUUGCCGCAGCAAUGAAAGUGAAAAAUAUUUACACAUCCAUCGGCUGCAAUCGCACCGCAGAAAGUGCUGAUUGGGGUCACAAUGGCUUAAUUAUAUACGCCGCGAACAAUGCAAUAGCCCUUUACCAACACAAGUAUUUAGGAAAUUCAGCUAAAAUACUUGAAAUUUACUUAAAACAUACCAAACGAGUAAAUACUGUAAAAUGGCUGCAAACUUACGACAAAACUGAAGAAUACCAUUUUAUAUCUGGUUCUGAUGAUGGUCUGGCUAUAUUUUGGGAUGUUAAGCAGUUAACCGAGCCUUUGGCAUUUGAACUUAAAGGCCAUGAAAGCGGCGUUAAUGCUGUAACUGGUCUACAAUACUGCAGUGGUGAAUGGCUUUUCGCUACUGCAGCGGCGGAUUCAACCGUCAAAUUAUGGUCCUGUAGACAUAAGGAAAAUGUUUUGCAGUGUUUUCAAACUAUAUUGCUAAAUAGGAGUUUUUGUUUUACUUUAAAAUUAACAAGGUUAUCCAAGGCGGAACAAGUUCUUUUAGCUUUUACUACGGACGAUAGAAAUAUAGAUUUGUGGGUGAAUAGCGCCGACGUAAAACAAACUUUUCAACAUGUUCACAAACUGAAGGGACAUGAAGACUGGGUAAGAGGGUUAGAUUUUGCAAAUGUUGAAGAUGGGUUGCUGUUGGCCAGUUGUUCUCAAGACAAUUUCAUACGCUUGUGGCGUUUAAGCCCAAGGGGUGAGGAACAAGUUCUUAACAACAGGUCCGAAGUUUUUAAUGUGCUGGGUGUGGGCGAUAUGCGAAUGGAAGAGAAGAUUGUCCAGUUUGGAAAAUCUUGGUACGCCAUCAGCGUAGAGUCAGUUUUAUACGGGCACGAAGACUGGGUAUAUGGCGUUCAUUGGCAUAAAUCAAAAAAUCACGAUCUCUGCUUACUUUCUUCGUCCAUAGAUAAAACUCUAAUUAUUUGGCAGUUCAGCGAAGAAGAAGGGAUUUGGAUGGAAAAAGUUCGUUUGGGAGAAGUCGGAGGGUGCUCUUUAGGUUUUUUUGGUGGCAAAUUCUCUACCGAUGGCUGUUCUGUGCUAGGUCAUAGCUACGAAGGUGCUUUACAUAUAUGGAGCAAGUCCCCAAAUAAUGAAAACCUCUGGACUCCUCAAGUUGUAGUAGGAGGACAUUUCGAUGAUGUUAGAAAUUUAGCAUGGGAGAGGCAGGGCGAAUAUCUUCUAAGUGGUUCGGCAGAUCAGACAACGCGCAUACAUGCACCUUGGCGUCAAUCAGGGUGUAAGGAAGAAACCUGGCAUGAAUUAGCACGUCCUCAGGUGCAUGGUUAUGAUAUUCAAGCUUUAGCGUUAUUGACGCGUUAUCGAUUUGCUACCGGGGCGCAAGAAAAAAUUGUUCGAAUUUUUCAGGCUCCUUCAAACUUUGUAGAAAACUUCAAGUUUAUAAGCAAAGUAGAAAAUGAUUCAGAUGAUCUUGUGUUGGAGAGUUUACCCGAAGGCGCUUCUGUUCCUUGCCUAGGAUUAUCUAAUAAAGGUGUCUACAAUAUUAUAAGAGGGGAGUCUCUAGAAACUAGUCAUAUUAAGGAUGAAUACCCUGAAAAUUAUUUUGUUUCUCAUAGUUUCGAAACACCUCCGCAAGAAGAAACACUAAAGCAAAAUACAUUGUGGCCAGAAAUACAGAAACUUUACGGGCACGGUUAUGAAAUUUAUGCCCUAGCGGCAUCCUCAGACGGUCGCAUUUUGGCAUCGUCUUGCAAAUCCACCAAUGCUGAAAAUGCGCAAAUUAUUUUGUGGAAUACGUCCAAUUGGAAGCAAAUACAAAAACUAAGUUCUCACUAUCUUACGAUAACGCAAAUGCGCUUUUCGCCCAAUGGGAAAUAUUUACUUUCAGUCUCACGUGAUCGCCGUUGGUCUCUAUUCGAGAGGCAACCUGUGAAAGAUAAAACAAAUUCUAUUUUAUUUGUAUUAACCGCCUCUUCAGACAAGAGCAGUGGGAUGCAUACACGGGUCAUAUGGUCUUGCGAUUGGUCUCACGAUAGUCAAUAUUUUAUAACUGCUUCUCGGGACGGAAAAGCUGCAGUAUGGACAAGUAGCGCCAACGAAAUGGAAAAAUCAGUUUCGAAUGGAUGGCAUUUACAUAAUACGUUAGAGCUCAAAGCAGAGUCAAUAACAGCGGUGUCUUUUGCUGAUCAUAUGCGAGAAAAUGGGUCAUAUGUUGUGGCCUUAGGUUGUGAGAGCGGUUUUAUUUAUAUAUAUGAAUAUAAUGGUAACAAUUGGAUUUUGUUAAAAUUAUUAAGCAAAUCCCAAGCCCAUCAUCUGACAGUCAAACGCGUACAGUUUCGCCCUCAAAAGAAAGAGGCAAUAGAUUAUUAUGAAUUAGCCAGUUGUGGUGAAGAUCAUCUUGUCAGAAUAUAUGCCAUACAAUUGUAAUAGCAUUCUGUUGAGAAUCACACAACGGCCUGCUGCGGAACUAGGAUAAGAUGGUUGGCUACAUAUUAUUUGAGCAACAAAAUUUUGAUUUGAGAAAUUAUCUAUUUUGGAAAAGAGAUGUGUUAAAGUGGCCAUAGUAAAAUGAUUUGCCGAUUUCGACAGCUUCGUAAAAAGUUGAAAAAGCAAAGGGAGCAGGCACAAUAACGUGUUAUUCCUAUUUUCAGGACGGGACUUUUUUCUAACUUUUUACGAGACUUUGAGGGAAUUAUCAAACCUUUUGCUUUUUUAUGAAUGCAAAUAAGUAAAACAAAAAUAUAAAACACAUUUUAUAAUAUUAA
Molecule: messenger RNA, 3472 nt
Organism: Glossina fuscipes
Lineage: Eukaryota; Metazoa; Arthropoda; Insecta; Diptera; Glossinidae
Gene: Elp2
Product: probable elongator complex protein 2
Exons: 7
Coding region: 726-3134 (802 amino acids)
Biological process (GO): tRNA wobble uridine modification
Cellular component (GO): elongator holoenzyme complex
Molecular function (GO): protein binding
Source: RefSeq, a predicted model, not a curated record